ACAAGGAUUGAUCUGUGAAGCGCACGCUUUGGCUUUUAAAACCUGGUCGUUGUUUGUAAGGGAAAGCCUGGAAGAGCUGAAAUGCCAGAGGGGUGGGGACUUGCAUUGCAAGCCAAGCUUCUUCUAUCGUGUCGAUUUGUAGCGCUGGAGAGAUGGAGAGCUCUCCUCCUUUGCAAAAAGAGAGCUUGCUUUUCUCUCCUGCCUGGCUAUGAAAGCUCUCCUUCUCCCUCUUCGCGUAGAGAGUUCUAGAGCUCCAAUUCGGUCACGGGAAAGAGGAGCAAAGAUCCAUGGAAGCUUGCGAGAAUGUGAGAGUGAGAGGGAAUCGUCGCGCAGGAGGAGGCAGUGGAUCAUUGCUCGCCACCUCUAGGUCUUGUCCCAACCUUGCUACGCUACAAUUCGACUCGUCCUGGAUUCAGGGGGAGCGCUCCUUGUUGUUUUCUUUCCAGGUCGAUCGACUAUGACCAGAGUACUAUAAGCAGCGCACGAAUCUCCAAUCUCCACCGAGAGUUCCAAGAGAAAGAAGGAAGAAAUUCUCGCGAAUUUCUCAUAGCGGAUAGCAAUCCGAGAAGGAAGGAGAAAGAAAUCUCUCAGCUCGAUCGAAAUCCAAGGAGAAAGGAUUGAAUCCGAAGAAGAUCUCUCUCGCAGCUUAUCUCCUCUCGCGAUAGAUCAAGCAAUGUGGGUUACCAAAGUUCUUCCAGUCGCUCUUCUCUUCCUCCAAUUUCUCCUCCUCCCGGAGCUUCUCCCAAUCGCGAGCGCCCAGAUCGACACCACCGAGUACGCGGCGCUGCGCGUGAUCCGGAACGCCCUGGACGAUCUCCCGGGCUCCACAUUCUUCGCGACCUGGGAUUUCACGCUAGAUCCUUGCUCCUCGUUUCGCGGGGUCGUGUGUUCUUCCGGGGAUCACGCUGGCGAUUCCACGCAGCACGUCGUGAUGCUCAGCAUGGGCAGUGGCUUCGCGGGCUCUCCAGGUCUCUCCGGCCACCUCAGCCCGGCGCUGGGCAGCCUCCCAUACCUCCGGAUCCUCACGCUCGUCCCGGGUAGCGUCCGUGGUUCCAUCCCACCCCAGAUUGGCGCCCUCUCUCGCCUGGAAUUCCUAGGGAUCUCCAAGAACGGCCUCUCCGGAUCCAUCCCAGAGAGCUUCAAGAGCCUGGCAUCGCUCCGAGGGCUGGAUCUCAGCAACAACAAGCUCACCGGAUCCAUCCCGGCCUCCAUCUUCGCGCUGCCAUCGCUGGCCACGCUCAUCCUCUCCUCCAACGAUCUCUCGGGCUCCCUCCCGGGCGCCAUCGCCGCGCCGCUCCAGCGAUUGAGCGCCGACCGCAACCGGAUCUCUGGAAACCUACCCUCGGCGCUGCCCGCCGCCACUCUCGCCCACCUCGAUCUCUCCUGGAACGCGCUCGAGGGAUCCAUCGCCUCCACGGCGCUGCUGGGCCAGAUCGCCUUCCUGGACCUCAGCUCCAAUCGCCUCUCGGGCGCCAUCCCGAGCUCGCUGCUCACGCUGCCCGAGCUCGCGGAGCUCCUCCUCCAGCGCAAUCUCCUGGGCGGGAGCGUGGAUCCCCAGGGCCCCGUGAGGAUAACGCGCCUGGAUCUCAGCCACAAUGCGCUCACUGGAUCGCUAUCGCCAUUCCUGGCCACUGUCAAGAGCUUACUCCUCAACAACAACAAGCUCUCGGGUGGAGUCCCACGGGAGCUCAUCCAGGGAUUGGCCGCCGGCGACGUGGAGAACCUCUACCUCCAGCACAAUUUCCUCUCGGCGAUCCAGGCGAUGGAGGUGAUGCCCCAGCUCUUGCCCGCGAGCUCGGUGUUUUGCAUCCAGUACAAUUGCUUGGAACCGCCCGCGCAAUCGUCGUGCCCGGCGAGUACCGGCAAGGAGCCCAGUCGCCCCGGCUUCCAGUGCGACGAUCUAGACGGGGAUUGGGACUGAUCGAUUCGAUCGAUCGAUCGAUCGAUUGUUACUGGAUUUUGGAUUGGAUGAUUUCUUGUGGAUAAAAUUCAUUACGCCAAUAACUCAAGAACCCUAAAAGGCAAAAAGGACUUUCUUGGAAGAACCCUAAAAACAGAGGAUUGGAAUUCAUUGUCAAUUCGAUUGGAUUGAAUCCGUUUCUAGCAAUGGAUCAGUAAGUGGUCAUUUCCUUCUCUUGCCUCCCUGUUCUAGCAAUGCAAAAUUUGUUUUUGCC
Messenger RNA from Selaginella moellendorffii, 2174 nucleotides. RefSeq names its product LRR receptor-like serine/threonine-protein kinase ERECTA. Gene Ontology annotation, molecular function: protein binding. NCBI's taxonomy places the organism in Eukaryota, Viridiplantae, Streptophyta, Lycopodiopsida, Selaginellales, Selaginellaceae. The record is from RefSeq and is a predicted model, not a curated record. The transcript has a single exon. The coding region runs from base 674 to 1921 and encodes 415 amino acids.